AUGGACAUACAGACGGAGGUGCGUGUGGUUUUGAAGGCAACUGGUUUCCUCUGCCUGGUUGUGGUUGGCCUCCCCGCCAACCUGACCGUGCUGCUUCUCUUUUGCCACCUGCGUUCUUCCCGUGGCCGCCUGCCUCCCAACGAUUUCAUCCUCAGUAACCUAGCAGCUGUCAACGUCGUAGUCCUCCUGUGCCGGGGUAUCCCCCAGACUCUGGUUGCCGUUGGCUUAAAGCAUUUCAUUAAUGACUGGGGCUGCAAGGUGGUCAUCUUCGCCUACCGCAUGGGUCGCGCCAUGUCUAUCUGUGUGACAGCUCUGUUGGGUUGCUACCAGAGUGUGAGUGUGGCCCCUUCCACAUCCCACUGGACUAUUCUCAAGCGUUGGCUUCCUGCACAUUUGCCACAUGCCAUCAUUAUCUUCUACAUUCUCAAUGUGUUUAUCUGCCAUGGUGCUGUAUUCUACCCACUAGCACCACCCAUAAAUGGUUCUAUCCCAGAAUAUACUUUAAACCUGGAGUUCUGCAUUGUUGUUUUCCCAGGUCUUGAGGUUUACAUGGUCCAUGGAGUGGCAUACACUGUGCGGGAUGUGGCUUUUGUAGGUGUGAUGGUGUUGGCAGCAGUCUACAUGCUACUGGUCCUAUAUCGGCACCGACAACAGGUGAAAGGACUGCAGGGGGCCAGCCAGGCAUCAACAGGUGCUUCUCAGGCUGUGCUGCUUCUGGUGUGUACUUAUGUGGCACUCUUUGGUCUGGAGAAUAUGCUGUGGGGAUACACACUCUCCGUCUCCCGGGUCCUGCCCGCUGUCUCCGAUGUACGUGUGUUCUUUGCCUCUUGUUACUCUGCUCUCAGCCCUGUUCUCAUUAUCACCACUAACCGCAGACUGGCAGGAAAUUUCAAGUGCUUUACACGUACGAAAAGGACAGUGGAAGAUCCUAGUGCACAAGGAGAAUCUAAAAUUUCUUGUGUUAUGGCAUGA
Scleropages formosus (Asian bonytongue) is the source of this 972-nucleotide messenger RNA. Its product is annotated as olfactory receptor class A-like protein 1. Gene Ontology annotation, molecular function: pheromone receptor activity. The record is from RefSeq and is a predicted model, not a curated record. The transcript has a single exon. Gene Ontology annotation, cellular component: membrane. Bases 1 to 972 code for a protein of 323 amino acids. Gene Ontology annotation, biological process: G protein-coupled receptor signaling pathway. Lineage: Eukaryota; Metazoa; Chordata; Actinopteri; Osteoglossiformes; Osteoglossidae.